This is a messenger RNA of Alnus glutinosa, 2244 nucleotides long. RefSeq lists its product as uncharacterized. Gene Ontology annotation, molecular function: protein dimerization activity. The record is from RefSeq and is a predicted model, not a curated record. Lineage: Eukaryota; Viridiplantae; Streptophyta; Magnoliopsida; Fagales; Betulaceae. Bases 1 to 2244 code for a protein of 747 amino acids. The transcript has 3 exons.
AUGGGCAAGCCAAAAACACUUGAUUUGUUCUUUAAGAAAAAAGAUGAGAGUCACUCAAAAGUCAAUACUGAUACACCUCUAGCAACAGAAAUUGAAGCUUUAGUGACCAAUGAGCGUCCCUCCAAAUGUCCAAGAAUUCAACCUGGAGAAAUGGAUGCUACUACUUUUCAACGUGAUCCAGGAUUAUGUCCACAAAUAUGGGAAUUUCCCGUAGACUUACAAGAUGAAAUGCGAAGUGCUUAUAUUAACACCGGUCCAUGUCAACCCAUACUUCCGGAAUAUCCAUUUUCAGGAGAGGGUAAUAAUCGUCGCCGAUUUCAAGCUUCUUGGUUCAACACAUACUCAACUUGGUUGGAGUACUCGAAGUCAAAGGAUGCCAUAUUUUGUCUUCAAUGCUAUGUUUUUGCUAAGAAAUCAACAGGCCGUCCAGGAUUAGAUGCAUUUAUUGUGAAAGGCUUUAACAAUUGGAAAAAGUCACGGCACAUUGACAAGUUAGUUGAAAAACAAACAUUACAAGAAACAGAAAAUAAUCGGUUGCGGCUCAAAACCUCGGUAGAUAGUGUUCAAUGGCUAGCAUUCCAAGCAUGUGCCUUUAGAGGUCAUGAUGAAAGGUCUGACUCAAAAAAUCAAGGUAACUUCAUUGAAUUGAUAAAGCUCCUAGCAACUUAUAAUGAUGAUGUUUCUGGACUUGUCUUGGAAAAUGCUCCAAAGAAUGCGAAAUAUACAUCACCCAAAAUUCAAAAGGAAAUUCUGCAUAUCAUUGCAAAUAAAGUGCGGGAUGUGAUUCGAAAAGAAAUUGGGGAUGCCAAAUUUUGCAUUCUCAUUGCUGAAGCUCGGGAUGAGUCAAAAAGGGAGCAAAUGGCUAUUAUUCUGAGGUUUGUUGAUAAAGAUGGUUUUAUAAGAGAGCGAUUCUUUCAUGUCGUGCAUGUUAAUGAUACUAUUGCAUUAACUUUGAAAAAGAAUAUAUGUGCUGUUCUUUCUCGUUACAACCUUCAAAUUGAGAUUAUUCGAGGUCAAGGAUAUGAUGGAGGUAGUAAUAUGCGUGGUGAAUGGAAUGGGUUACAAGCUUUAUUUUUGAGGGAUUGUCCCUAUGCAUAUUAUAUGCAUUAUAAACUACAAUUAGCUUUAGUUGCAGCAUCUAGAGAAGCCAAGCAUAUUCAUCAGUUCUUUAUUCAGUUGGCUUCUAUUAUCAAUAUUGUUGGUGGUUCUUCUAAACAUCAUGAUGAAUUACAAUCUGCUCAAGCUACUGAAAUUGAAAGUUUGAUUGUUUCUAAUAAAAUUGAGACUGGAAAGGGUGCAAACCAAAUUGUUAUCAACAAUAUCUCCAAGGAGGGAGCUAAUUAUUCUCAACGUGGUGAUGCUGAAGCGGCUUACAUGGUAUUAACAUCAUUUGAAUUUGUUUUCAUAUUGCAUUUGAUGAAUGAUAUUAUGGGACUCACUAAUAUGUUGUGUCAAACUUUGCAACAAAAAUCUAUAGACAUUUUAAAUGCCGCGAGUCAAGUUUCAACUACACAAUUACUCAUUCAACAGAGGAGAGAAGAUGGGUGGGAGCCUUUGCUUGCUACUGUUAAAUCAUUUUGUGAAGAAAAUGAUAUUGAUAUUCCUGAUAUGAAUGCUCAUUACAGUAGAGCUCGAGGUCGAUCUCAUCAUCAAGAUGAAGGGUCUUUGACAACAGUUGAGCAUCAUUUUAGAGUUGAUAUAUUUACUGCUGCAAUAGACUUUCAAUUACAAGAAUUGAAAAAUAGAUUUGGUGAGCAGGCUGUAGAACUCCUCACUCUUAGCGUUGCUUUAAGCCCGAAAGAUGCAUACAAAUCAUUUAAGAUUGAUGAUAUAUGCAAAUUAGCUAAGAAGUUUUAUCCUAAAGAUUUCAACAAGCAAGAAAGAUUUUGUUUAAAAUUUCAAUUGGAGCAUUAUAAGCUUGAUGUGCCAAAGCAUUCAGAUUUUCAAAAUAUGUCUACAUUAUCUGAGUUAUGCAGAGGAUUGGCACAUUCGGAAAAGUCAAAGAUCUAUCCUUUGAUUAACAAGUUGAUUCGCCUAGUGUUGACUCUCCUUGUUUCUACUUCGACUACAGAACGAGCUUUUUCUGCCAUGAAACUUAUAAAAACUAGAUUGCGUAGUAGAAUGGAAGAUGAGUUUCUUGCAGGCCAUAUGGUAGUUUAUAUUGAAAAAGAAAUUGCUAAGAAUUUCACUUCAGAAAUGAUAAUGGAUGAAUUUUAUUCCAUCAGCAAUCGUCGUCGAGCAUAA